This is a messenger RNA of Populus nigra (black poplar), 1411 nucleotides long. RefSeq names its product plastid lipid-associated protein 3, chloroplastic-like. The transcript is spliced from 3 exons. NCBI's taxonomy places the organism in Eukaryota, Viridiplantae, Streptophyta, Magnoliopsida, Malpighiales, Salicaceae. Bases 56 to 1165 code for a protein of 369 amino acids. The record is from RefSeq and is a predicted model, not a curated record.
UAGAAAUCCCACCAAAGUUCAAAAUCACACAAAAAAAAAUUCAAAAAAAAUAAAAAUGGCACUCUUCUUCACCUCACACUCCUCCCUCUUCCUCUCCCCUUCGUCUUCCAUAAACCCCAACAACCCAUUCCCUCUCUCCAAAUCCCCACAACUACCAUCCCUCUCUUUCUCCUGCAAAUCCUCUAAAACUCUCCGUUUCCACCCCCAAAUUACUAAACAACCCAGAUUCCCUACCCACCUCACACGCACCUCCUCCUCUGUUCCGUCAUCUGACCCGGAUCCGGAACCAAACCCAACUCCAGCAAGUAUCACUGACGAGUGGGGCGAGAAGGCAGAGCCCGAGCCCGAGUACCCGAAAGAUGCGGACUCGGAUCCUCCGAGAAAUGAUGACGAGUGGGGGGAGCAAUUUGUUGCCGCUGGAAAUGGCACCGCAGCGGCACCGAGUACCAGCAGUGCGGUGGUCGUGGAGAAGGAUGGGAGGAUUGAGGAUUUGAAGAGGUGUUUGGUAGAUACGGUCUACGGCACGGAAUUUGGGUUCCGGGCCACCCCGGAGAUCCGGGCUGAAGUUUUAGAGCUGGUUAAUCAGUUGGAGGCUGUAAACCCGACUUCGGCACCUGUGGAUGCUACUGGUGUGCUCGAUGGAAAAUGGGUCUUGGUGUAUACUGCAUUUUCUGAACUGUUGCCACUUCUGGCAGCAGGUGCUACACCUUUAUUGAAAGUGAAAAGCAUAUCUCAAACAAUUGAUUCCAGCAAUCUAUCUAUUGUGAACAAAACUACAUUGUCAAGCCCUUUUGCUACUUUCUCUUUUAGCGCAUCUGCAACUUUUGAGGUUCGGACUCCUUCAAGAAUACAGGUUGAAUUUAAGGAAGGUACACUGCAACCUCCGGAAAUAAAUUCCAACAUAGAUCUCCCAGAAAAUGUUGAACUAUUUGGGCAAAAGAUCAAUUUGUCUCCUGUCCAGCAAUCUCUCAAUCCUCUGCAGGAGGCAGCAGCAAAUAUUGGAAGAACCAUUUCUGGCCAGCCACCACUUAAGGUACCCAUUCCAGGCAACCAAGCUAGCUCCUGGCUUCUUAUUACCUACCUUGAUGAGGAUCUCCGUAUCUCAAGAGGGGAUGGUGGUCUUUUUGUUCUUGCUAAAGAAGGAAGUCCUCUUCUAGAACUGUAGCCAUUAGCCAGGUACAUUCUGCAAAGUGCUAUAUAAUGCCGAUAUACAGUGUCCUCUUCUAUACUAGACCUUGUAGAAAGGGAAUGGCUUAAAUGACGAAGAAGAUGCUUAGAUUGUAGUUUCUGGGAGGCCAAGAAAAAGAGAUUACUUUGAAACCCCCCGAUCCAAUAUAAUUGUAAGAUUACACAUUUUCUAAACGAGUAUCUCUACUUUUGAGUGGAAUACAAGUAAAAUUAUUAUUAGAAA